GUCCGUACUGGGAGAAGCAGAGUCAGAUACCGUGGUUCUCGGAUUCAACGUUCCGGAGUUGUGCCUGAGAAUUUUGUUGUUUGCGAGCUUCUUGUACCUGGGAGAAGCAGCGUCAGGCUUCCUGUACUUGGGCGAGGCAAGCGUCAGGUACCGUGUUCUCCGGAUCAACGUUCCGGAGCUGUGCCUGAGGUUUUGUUUGUUUGCAGGCUUCCUGUACUGGGCGAGGCUGCGUCAGGCUUCUGUACUUGGGCGAGGCAGUGUCACGGUACCGUGUUCUCGGAUCAACGUUCCGGAGCUGUGCUGAGAUUUUGUUUGUUUCAGGGCUUCCUGUACCUGGGCGAGGCAGCGCCGGGCAACGCGGGGGCUCAAGGACCAAGUGCAGGCGCUGCGCUGGUUGCAGAAGAACAUCGCCGCCUUCGGAGGAGACCCCACAAAGGUCACCAUCUUUGGCGAGAGCGCGGGUGGGGCCUCGGUUCAUAUGCACAUGAUCGGGGGCGUCUGGUGAAGUUCGCCUUCGUGCCGACCCCCGAGCACCCGGUUGAAGGCGUGGAGAUGUUCCUGCCUGCGUCGCCCAUGCAGCUCAUGAAGGAGGGCCGACACCACGCCGUGCCCUUCAUGACUGGCAUUACCUCGCGGGAGGGACUCCUCACUCUGGCCUUCAAAGAUUACCGCGACCAGGAGGUGGGCGCCGCGUUGGACGCUGCCUGGGAGCAGAACGUGCUGCCGGAGCUGCGCCUGCCGGCCGACGGCCCCAAGAACGCGCAGGCCCUGGCGGCGCUGCGCCGCUUCUACAUGGCCGGCCAGCCGCUCAGCGAGGCGACGCGCGACGGAUACAUGUUUUCCGAUAUCCAGUUUGGAGAAGGUGUUGAUUUAGCUGUGAAGUACUUGGCAAAAACUCCAAAAGCUCCAGUCUACCUCUACUACUUUAUGGUCGAUGACCAACUUAAUUUCUUGAAGCUGGCAUGGAAAUUGAACGAACAUGGUGCCUGUCAUGCUGAUGAAAAUGGUUACCUCUUUUACACGAAUCGCUGGGACCCUGACCUUCCCCCAAAUUCAACAGCAGUGAACCCAACGCCCAAUGACGAUUCGCUCCUCGGCGCACACUGGAAACCUUACACGGAGCACGAGCACAAUUACCUGGAAAUCGGGGCAGAGCUACGGCCGAAGAUGGAACUCAACGCCGACCGCGUUGCAUUCUGGGAGGAGUUCUACAAAAAAUACAGCUCCUAAAGUGUUAACUCUUUUCCUCCAGAAUAUUGCCACAAGAUUACCCAAGACAAUGACCCGAAAGUAUACUUCGCGAGAGCUGCAACUACUGAGUUUUUGAAGGGGUAAUUACAAGGUUGUCAAUGAUACGCUCUCUUCCUAAUUUAAUUUAAGACAUAUAAUCACUAUAUUUAUUUUUGAUUACGUCUCUUUCAAAAACUGUGAGAACAAAAAUAAAAUAGUCAAAGACAAUUAUUAUAAUAUAAUAUUCAAUUGUUACUGCGAUAAUCAAUACAUUCUAACUAGACAAUACGAAUGUCAUUAGCCAUGGGAAGGAUAUGUAUAGAAAACAUUACGUAUUCAAGUAAAAAUUUUAUAAAUAUUUUUCACAAGACAUCCGGUAUUUGGGGUAAAAGAAGGAUCUUUUCCUUUGAAUGCUAAACUCUCUCAUUCAGGUUGAACAAGGACUUUUUUUCGAAACCCCACGAUACAUGUGCGCCCACAUUAGUUUUAUCUAGUUAGAACAUCGAUAGUGUAACUGCCCGUUAAAAAAAUAUUUGGGAAACUAUGAAUAUCAUCUUACGUCGAUAAAGUAAAAACUUAACUCGAAAAAAAAGCGAAUAAAAUAGGAAACGUGAGUAUAAGUGUUUGCUACAAAUACAAAUUUCGUUAUAUGCGACUCAAUUCUGGUCUGAAAAAAAAUAAUUCAGUAAAUCACUUUACACGUAUGAGAAAAUAUUCCCAGGAUUAUAAUAUUAUGAAAGUAUUGCACAUUUUGAAAUUACAACCCAACUAAAAAAACUUUUUUAUAUACUUAAUUUAUCUCAAUUUUUAAAUGACUCCCGCUAAUGUAAAUAAUAACAUAACAUGAAUAUAUUUAUACAUUAGAUGGAUAAAGUUAUUGGGAGACAUAAAUGUACUAUUUCAUUACUUGUUCAUUAUUUCAAUAAAUAUGAGAAAACGGAUUGAAAAAUAAGUUGAAUUUCCCUGUCUAUUCUGUAGUUUAUAGAUUGAUAAUGAUCGCGAAAUUCAUUAUCAC
Messenger RNA from Gryllus bimaculatus (two-spotted cricket), 2245 nucleotides. NCBI's taxonomy places the organism in Eukaryota, Metazoa, Arthropoda, Insecta, Orthoptera, Gryllidae. The record is from the annotation of a GenBank genome assembly.